Messenger RNA from Cryptomeria japonica (Japanese cedar), 627 nucleotides. RefSeq names its product calmodulin-like protein 7. The transcript is spliced from 2 exons. Gene Ontology annotation, molecular function: calcium ion binding. Gene Ontology annotation, cellular component: myosin II complex. The record is from RefSeq and is a predicted model, not a curated record. Lineage: Eukaryota; Viridiplantae; Streptophyta; Pinopsida; Cupressales; Cupressaceae. Bases 1 to 627 code for a protein of 208 amino acids.
AUGGCCAAUCUCGAUGAGAUUAAAAGAGUGUUUGAAAUUAUAGAUGAAAAUAUGGAUGGAGUCGUGAGUGUGGUUGAAAUCAGCGGCUUCGUCAACGGAAUUGGAAUAACAAUUUCGGAAAAAGAUCUCACAUGUUUAUUCAGUUCUAUCUGCAUAGCUGAAGAGAAUUGUAGCUCGGUUCGAUUUGAAGAAUUUGCGCAUCUAUAUCAAUCCAUCUUCACUAAUGAAGACACCGAAUCAAAGGACCUGAUGGAAGCUUUCAGAGUUUUUGAUCGGAAUGAAGAUGGAUACAUCUCUUCCACUGAGCUGCAACAAGUCCUCUCCUCGAUGGGAUUGAUCGCGCAGGGCCAACACUGCGAGGAGCAACCUCAGGAUACAUCUAUUCCGGAAGUGCAUGUAGCCGUUCCCGAAAAAACAAAAGAUCAAGCGUCUAUGAAGGCCACUCUAUUAGGGAAAUCAAAUGAACAUACCACAAUUGAUGAUGUUGAUGUUGCUAAUGAUAUCUCCAGUGAAGCUAAACAUGAUCCUCUGGAAAUAGAAUUAGUGUCAGAGAAGAGAGUUGCAGAGAUAGGUGACGAAGAGAAGGGUAAAGAUGAUGAAAAAGAUGAGAGUGUGGAGGAAGCUUGA